Messenger RNA from Papaver somniferum (opium poppy), 4265 nucleotides. RefSeq lists its product as uncharacterized. Bases 160 to 3909 code for a protein of 1249 amino acids. The record is from RefSeq and is a predicted model, not a curated record. The transcript is spliced from 27 exons. Gene Ontology annotation, molecular function: ATP hydrolysis activity; ATP binding; protein binding. Gene Ontology annotation, cellular component: mitochondrial outer membrane. NCBI's taxonomy places the organism in Eukaryota, Viridiplantae, Streptophyta, Magnoliopsida, Ranunculales, Papaveraceae.
UCGCUGCGUACAUUAGUAAAGCUCUCGUACUUACCGCUAUCUUGAACUAGUAGCGUAACAUAAAUAGAAAUAUAUUAGUUCAAAAAUAAAAUAUUUUAUUUACUCAUAUCAAUCAUCUCUAUCUCUUUGUUUCUCUCUCUGCAAAGAAUUUCUGGACUGAUGGUUUCAACAAGACGAAGCGGAUCUCUUUCUAGUAACAGCAGUAAGAGAUCUUCUUCAUCCGAUGAUAAAUCUUCAUCACCUAAGAGAAAGAAGGGUGAGAAUGGAGUUGGGGCGGAGAAAUCAACACAAACAUCUGGAUCUUCUGAGAAUCCGAAGGAAUUGUGUUCAUCAGUUGAAUGUACUCCUCCACCAAUUUAUACCACUCCUGAAGUAGUGGUUGCUUCAAAAGUUGAUGCUAACAAAGAAGUAGCCGCUGCAGUUUCAGUGGCAACACCACCAUUAACUGACGGAUCUACGCCAGAUAUAGCUGAUAAUAAAAGAAGUUCUUUCUGUUCAUGGAGUACGUUGCAGAAACAACAUCACUUAAAUUUUGAUGCUUCUACUCCUUGGUGCAAGCUACUGUCACAGUAUUCACAGAAUCCAUACAUUCCCAUUUGUCAACCAAUUUUCAGCUUUGGUGCUGGCACACACUGUGACUUUUUCUUGAAGGAUCCGACAAUCAGUUCAAUGCUAUUCAAGAUCAAAUAUACACAGCGUGACGGCAGUGUGAUUGCUGUGCUUGAAAGCACAGGGAGCAAGGGGUCGGUUCAAGUUAAUGGGAAAUUCAUCAAGAAAAACUCUAACAUAGUUAUUACCUCGGGGGAUGAGGUCAUCUUUGGCUCUUCAGGAAAACAUGCAUAUAUUUUCCAGCAACUCAGGACUGAAACAGCGGCAAAGGUACCUUCAUCAGUUGGAGAGGCAGAGGCUCAAACUAAUACAGGUAAAUGGCUGCACCUUGACAGAAGGUCUGGUGACCAAUCAGCUGUGGCUGGAGCAUCAAUAUUGGCAUCUCUUUCGAGCCUGAGACAAGAUCUAUCACUUUUGACACCUCCAGCUCAAACUGCUGGUGAAACGCAACAAGGGACCAGCAUUGUGUCGUAUGCUCUCGCUCGUGAUGGUUCCGAUAUGGAUGCUGAUGGCCAAGAAACUAAAGAAAAUGUGGAACCAGUGAUGGGGAGUGAUAGAGAAGCUGAUAAUGGAGUAAGUGGCACAGAGCUCCCUCUCGACAGCAACCAAGAAGCUGACUUUGAGUCGGACAUCAUAAAACUUUCUGAGGUGAAUAAUUCAGUAAGGCCUAUCAUGUUCAUGUUUGCUGGAUUUACUAUUAUUUCUGUGGGCCUAAGCGAAAAAGUUUGUUAUCAGAUAAUGGAUGACAAGAGGGAGUUGGAAACUGAUGCUCAAACAGCUUCGACAUCUGGUGUAUCUCCACAAUGUGCAGCCCUGAAAGAUGAUAUUCGUGCGGCUAUCCUUGAUGGAAAAGAAUUAGAUAUCACUUUCAAAGAUUUCCCUUAUUAUCUGAGUGAGAACACGAAAGAUGUCCUGAUAAAUGCUUCAGUUAUACACCUUAAGCAUAAAGAAUUUUCGAAGUAUGCUGCAGAGCUCCCUACUGUAAGCCCUAGAAUUUUGCUCUCUGGACCAGCAGGGUCUGAUAUAUACCAGGAGAUGUUGUUGAAGGCACUUGCUCAACAUUUUGGGGCAAAGUUAUUAGUAUUUGAUAGCAACUCCUUUCUUGGGGGCUUAUCGUCAAAGGAGUUGGAACAGUUUAAAGACGGAUUAAGAGCAGAUAAGUCUGCCAAAUCUUCAAAGCAACUUCCAGGAACUUCUCGGUUAGCCAAGUACGUUAGUCCUGGGGUAGCAGAUACACCUAGCUCUGAAAUUGCACAUUCUUCUCGCUGUCCUCAAUCUCAAGCUAAACUUGACGGAAUCCCUGCUCCCUCAUCGUCGGCGUCUAAGAAUCAUUUGUUAAAAAUGGGUGAUAGGGUAAAAUUUGUAGGCUUUGUUUCAACUUUAUAUCCAACGACAGCAUCCCCUCCAAGGGGACCUUCUUAUGGAAGCCGGGGAAGAGUUCUCCUUCCAUUUGAGGAAAAUCUUUCAUCGAAAAUUGGUGUUCGAUUUGACAAACCAAUACCCGAAGGGAUAGACCUUGGGGGUUUGUGCGAGAGAAGUCAUGGAUUCUUCUGUAAUGUUAGCGAUCUUCGUCGAGAAGCACCAGGAUCAGAGGAUUUGGACAAGUUACUGCUCAGCACUUUGUUUGAGGUUGUAUCUAGUGAAAGCAGAAUUUCUCCUUUUAUAUUGUUUGUUAAAGAUGUUGAGAAGUCCAUUGUGGGAAAUUCAGAUACUUACUCAGCAUUUAAGAGCAGGCUUGAAAAUCUUCCUGAUAAUAUUGUCCUAAUUGGCUCGCACACCCAAAACGAUAGCCGUAAGGAGAAGUCACAUCCUGGCGGUCUUCUCUUCACAAAGUUUGGAAGCAAUCAGACAGCUCUUCUUGAUUUUGCUUUCCCGGAUAGUUUUGGAAGACUUCAUGAGAGAGGCAAGGAAGUUCCUAAGACAACCAAGCUGUUGGCUAAACUCUUCCCAAAUAAAGUCGCUAUCCACAUGCCUCAGGAUGAGGGCCUUCUUGUUUCUUGGAAAGAACAGUUGGAUAAAGAUGGUGAAACCCUUAAAGCAAAGGGAAACUUGAACAGUUUGCGCGUGGUUGUCAAUCGGUGUGGGUUGGACUGCGAAGGAUUAGAGACACUGUGCAUUAAAGAUCAAACUUUGACAAAUGAAAAUGCAGAGAAAAUAGUUGGAUGGGCAUUAAGUCACCAUCUCAUGCAAGACCCAAGCUGUGACACUAAAGAUGCCAGGAUUGUUCUGUCAACCAAGAGUAUCCAGUAUGGACUUCAAAUUUUACAGGCUAUCCAGAAUGAAUCCAAGAGUUCGAAGAAGUCUCUUAAGGAUGUUGCAACAGAAAAUGAAUUUGAGAAAAAGCUUCUAGCAGAUGUGAUUCCGCCUACCGAUAUUGGAGUAACAUUUGAAGACAUUGGAGCUCUUGAAAAUGUCAAGGAUACAUUGAAAGAAUUGGUGAUGCUUCCUUUACAAAGGCCAGAGCUGUUCUGCAAGGGGCAGCUGACAAAGCCUUGCAAAGGUAUACUUCUUUUUGGCCCCCCUGGAACUGGGAAGACAAUGCUCGCUAAAGCUGUGGCCACUGAGGCUGGUGCAAACUUUAUAAAUAUUUCAAUGUCUAGCAUCACGUCUAAGUGGUUUGGUGAGGGUGAAAAGUAUGUGAAGGCGGUUUUCUCAUUAGCAAGUAAAAUUGCCCCCAGCGUAGUUUUUGUUGAUGAGGUCGAUAGCAUGUUAGGGCGUAGAGAGAAUCCAGGAGAGCAUGAGGCAAUGCGCAAGAUGAAAAAUGAAUUCAUGGUUAACUGGGAUGGGUUACGCACAAAGGAUAAAGAAAGAGUGCUGGUGCUUGCUGCCACAAACAGGCCUUUUGAUCUUGACGAGGCUGUUAUUAGAAGGCUCCCUCGUAGAUUGAUGGUUAACUUGCCAGACUCUACAAAUAGAUCAAAGAUUUUGAGAGUGAUACUGGCAAAAGAAGACUUGUCCUCAGAUUUAGAUUUGGAUGCAGUCGCCAGUAUGACUGAUGGGUAUUCAGGAAGUGAUCUGAAGAAUCUUUGUGUUACCGCUGCACACUGUCCAAUAAGAGAGAUUCUGGAGAAGGAGAAGAAGGAGAAGGCUGCAGCAUUAGCAGCUGGAAAAUCCCCUCCCGCACUGAGUGUGAGUUCUGACAUUCGGCCACUAAACAUGGAUGACUUCAAAAAUGCUCAUGAGCAGGUUGGUGCAAGUGUAUCAUCAGAAUCUUCAAACAUGAAUGGGCUGCUGCAGUGGAACGAACUUUAUGGUGAAGGUGGUUCUAGACGGACAAAGCCUCUUAGCUACUUUAUGUGAUGUUGGAGUGGCUCGUAAUCUGUACAAAGGGAGGUUCUACACUUUUUUUUCUCGUAGAAGGGCAAAAUACUGCCCUUUCUCUUUUGGUUCGAUAUCUUUGUUUCUUCUCUUUCCCGUGCGGGUAAGUUUAGUUGCUUUUCAGUAGUGAGGAUGGUGUGUCUCGUCUUUUCUUGUGUAUCAUAAAAGUUAUAAAAUGUCGCGCUAUAUGUAUAUGUGCAUGUUGUGCACCAUCUUAUAAUUUAUUUUUAUUUUCUUUGGGGGGUACUACAAAACAUUUCAUCAGCAAAGAGUUUGUUCUCUUUGGACAGAGGGUUAUUCAUCCCUUUGGCCUUGAGACUUGACUGGUUGUUUGGCUA